UAUAUAAGAACUUUAUUUAUUAGAUAUGAGAGCGGAAACCAGGUGCGGCCAUCGGGAACGGUGGGAGUAGGUGGGGAAGGGCCAAAAGCUCGUGUCUUUCCCUCUAUUUCAUAGGUCUGAGGUGUGGGUCUUGGAGCAGCCCAUGGCCGCCGCUUCCAAAACUUACCACUUCGAUGAGGUGGCCAAGCACAACGUUACCAAGGAUUGCUGGGUCGUCAUCUCCGGAAAGGUGUUUGAUGUCACCCCAUUUAUGGAUGAGCAUCCAGGUGGUGAUGAAGUCUUGCUAGCAGUGACUGGGAAGGAUGCAACCGACGAUUUUGAAGAUGUAGGUCACAGCACCUCUGCUAAGGAGAUGAUGAGCAAGUAUUGCAUCGGGGAGAUAGAUUCAUCAAGUAUUCCAACUAAGCGCAUGUAUGUGCCACCACAACAAGCAUCCUACAAUCCUGAUAAAACUUCAGAAUUUGUGAUCAAAAUACUGCAGUUCCUUGUGCCCAUCUUGAUCUUGGGUUUGGCAUUUGCUGUUCGUCACUUUACCAAAGUGGUGGAGUAACUCCAUUUGCCUCGAUCAUCCGUAGUCUAUUGAAACUGAGGUGCAGUGGUGGAUUUGAUCAUUUUAUAGUAAUUGAACUUUAACACCAUUCAACCACCCUGAUGGUGGUAAUGGAUUAGUUGUUAUGUGCCAGUCUUUGUCGUCUUGUUUCCUUUCAGUCCGCACUUUUGAGUUUCCUGUUUUAAAACUGGAACAUCUCUUAGGGUGCUGAGGAUGGAUUUUGAGCUAUUACAAUUUCAGAAAGAUAUAUAAUAAAUGAAUGCUUUCAAGGCUUUUUAGUCUU
Phoenix dactylifera (date palm) is the source of this 833-nucleotide messenger RNA. RefSeq names its product cytochrome b5. The record is from RefSeq and is a predicted model, not a curated record. Lineage: Eukaryota; Viridiplantae; Streptophyta; Magnoliopsida; Arecales; Arecaceae. Gene Ontology annotation, molecular function: heme binding. Gene Ontology annotation, cellular component: intracellular membrane-bounded organelle; membrane.